Phyllostomus discolor (pale spear-nosed bat) is the source of this 2346-nucleotide messenger RNA. It is a transcript of the gene TSN, whose product is annotated as translin. Gene Ontology annotation, molecular function: RNA binding; single-stranded DNA binding; sequence-specific DNA binding. Lineage: Eukaryota; Metazoa; Chordata; Mammalia; Chiroptera; Phyllostomidae. The record is from RefSeq and is a predicted model, not a curated record. Gene Ontology annotation, biological process: RNA metabolic process. Gene Ontology annotation, cellular component: nucleus; cytoplasm. The transcript has 6 exons. Bases 239 to 925 code for a protein of 228 amino acids.
UGAGCGCUCUCCUCAGCUGUGGAGGCCGUGGGCGGCACCCCAGGCUUCGCGGCGGACUGCCCGGUUUCCUGCGCGCGAAGGGCCUCGGAGGACCCCAGCGACGGCAGUAGCUCAGGCCCCAGCGGACGAAGUGGUAGUUGUGGCCGCUUCAUUUACACCCACUGUAAACUGAUUGCCUGGUGAACGCACUUAGCUGGCUCCUCUGACUACGCUCACUGAUAGUUGUACAGCCGCCGCCAUGUCUGUUAGCGAAAUCUUCGUGGAACUACAGGGUUUUUUGGCUGCCGAGCAGGAUAUCCGGGAGGAAAUCCGAAAAGUAGUACAGAGUUUAGAACAAACAGCUCGGGAGAUUUUAACUCUAUUGCAAGGGGUCCAUCAGGGUGCUGGGUUUCAAGACAUUCCAAAGAGGUGUUUGAAAGCUCGAGAAUAUUUUGGUACUGUAAAAACACAUCUAAUGUCUUUGAAGACCAAGUUCCCUGCUGAACAGUAUUACAGAUUCCAUGAACACUGGAGGUUUGUGUUGCAGCGCUUGGUCUUCCUGGCAGCAUUUGUUGUAUACUUGGAAUCGGAAACACUAGUGACUCGAGAAGCAGUUACAGAAAUUCUUGGCAUUGAGCCAGAUCGGGAGAAAGGAUUUCAUCUGGAUGUGGAAGAUUAUCUCUCAGGAAUUUUAAUUCUUGCUAGUGAACUGUCAAGGCUGUCUGUCAACAGUGUGACUGCUGGAGACUACUCCCGGCCCCUUCACAUCUCCACUUUCAUCAAUGAACUGGAUUCUGGUUUCCGCCUUCUCAACCUGAAAAACGACUCCCUGAGGAAGCGCUAUGAUGGCUUGAAGUACGAUGUGAAGAAAGUAGAGGAGGUGGUCUAUGAUCUCUCCAUCCGGGGCUUCAAUAAGGAGACAGCAGCAGCUUGUGUAGAGAAAUAGGAGACUCUACCCAUGCCUGACUCUGCUGAUCUCAAUGGUUGCCAGUGAGGGUGAGCACAGCACUGCUCACCGUAGUUACCAUGCCCUGUUGCUAAGUACCACACUUCAUUUUCUUGUCCAGCUGUAUGGUGUGUAUCAGAAUUGAGACAUUUCUUUGGGGGUAAAAGAAUAACCUGUACAGGGACAGGUAUUUUUUUGUUGUUUCAGUGAAUUUGCUCUCCAGUUCAGUUCUGUCAAAAAGUGCAAAUCUCAGUCUCUUGCUAAAGUUUCUUUCUUGUUUACCCUGAUACCAGUUGAGAAGUUUAUUUUCUUGUGAGUCUUCAGAAGCGGUCCUUGAUAUUUUCUAUACCCAAAUUAGCCAUCCAUACACAGGAAGAGCCUGGAUAUAGUAUGAAAACAGAUAAUUAAAAAGGAUGGUUGUUAAGCAAAGGAAACUCAUUAUGUAUUUUCUUCCUGUAUUUUAAGCCUGGUGAAUAAAUCAGAUGUUGAAUUUUUUUGCAAGGGAGUUAUAGCUCUCUCUUACUGCCAUCAAAGUAUAGAAUUAAACUGCAAAGUCAAGUUCAAGAUAUUGGGAAGUUUUUAUAUUAAAGGAUUGAGUAACAUCGUAUCACUUGGCUCUAUUUACUGGGAGGGAAGAUGGGUAGGGCUUAACGUUUUAAACACCUUGGUUUCCUGAUGUUGCCUUAACAUUUUGCUCUUGCAAACAUUUAAAAAUCAUUUUCACACACAUCUUUAGCGCUUCACGUGAUAAAUUUCUAAGAUUUGAAACCUUUUCCCUGGCAGCCAGCUAGACUGUUUGGUGUGUGAGUAUAAAGCCACCCAGUCAAGUUAAUUUGCCUGAUUGGUGUGUUCUGCAAAAAAUGCCGUGCUUUGUCCAGGAGAAAGAGAAAAACCUUGGAUUAAAAAAAACAACAAACAAUAUAAAACAGUUGAUUGGUACUGUGUUUUAGAGUAAGCAGUUUUAGGUAAAGGCUCUCCAACAGUCAGGUUUAGAUUUAUAGUUUUGGGCAAGUCACAUAAAUCUUGUUGGCACAUUCCUUUCCCUCCCCAUUUUUAGGUAGUGCUAAGAAUAUUUGCCAUGUCAUUUUUACUGUUGGAUUGAAGUUAUUAAAAUGGUGACAAUCCAUGGUUUUUUGGAGCUCACUGAAAGGAAGGUGGUAGUAUUUCUAGAAUAAUCUGAAGAUUUAGAUGUAUCACCUUUUCAUACCUGAUUCCAGUUUGAGCUUCCUGUUUAUAUAGUGGGAUAUUUGGCAUGGAAAUCAAAGCUUUUUAUCAGGUUGAAUUAAGUACUGACCAAAUUUUCCAUCAUGAAGAAAGAAGUAGAAAUGAGGCAUAUAUUGCUCUACAUUGUUGGCUUUUGGAAAACUUCCUGACAGCUCUUUCUGCAGAAGAGUUUGUGGAGAGACAAAGUGUUAGGAUCU